AUAUAUGUUGACUCAUAAAAGAAAAAGAUAUUAUGCUAAUAUAUGUAAUAAAAGCAAUCAAUUCCACUUUUUUUUCUUGGAGUUGCUUUGCUUAGUGGGUGAAGUACUUUGGUGUUUCAAUUUGAAUCUAAAAAACUAGAAAGAAAAAUGCCAUGUUCUAAAGAAGAAGCUCUUAUUAGACUCUUCUACAAUUCAUCAAGCUCUUUCAAACUUCUCUUCCUUUUCAUCUUCUCUUCUUCCACUUUGCUUAUUAAAUUCUUAAACUUCAUUGGUAGCUACUCUUUAUUCCAAAGGGAUCAACAAUAUGAAUAUGAUUAUGAAGAAGAAGACGAACAAGAAGAAGAAGAAGAAGAAAUUCGAGAAAGUUAUUGUUAUGAAGAUUCUUUUGAGAAAGAUCAUUUAGUAGCUGAUAUAAUUUGUGGUGGAGAAUCUCUCGUGUUUUUGCAUAAUAAUAUUAACAAGUCUCAAAGGAAUCAUUAUUCUUCAUCUUUUGAAGAAGAAGAAGAAGAAGAAGAAGAAGAAGAAGAAGAAGAAGAAGAAGAAGAAGAAGAAGAAGAAGAAGAAGAAGAAGAAGAAGAAGAAGAAGAGUUUAUAACACCACAAGAUAGUUUGAUAGAAGAGUAUGCAGAAGAAGAAAAAAUUUCAACAGAAAGUUUAUAUGUUCAUCAAGAAUCACCAAUUGUUUCAGAUUUUGAGACAGAAACAAAUGAAACAGAAUUUCAAACAGAAGAAGAAGAUGCUGAUUCUAUUCAUGAUUCUGUUCCUGAUUCUGUUCCAGUUGAAAACAGGACCACUUCUCCUAUCACAAUUAAUCUAUACAAAAGUGAUGACUUAGUAGAAGAUAUUGACAAAAAUUAUGAUGAAAAACAUGUUGAUGUUGGAAUUAUUAAAAAUAAGAAAGAGCAUGAAGAAAAUAUUACAAGAGAUGAGAGAUUUUUUGUCAUUGGUCCUACACAAUUGGAGACAAAUAAGAAGUUGAUAAUUGAAGAAAAAGAUGAUGAAGAAAUAUAUGGUGAUACAACAACUGUUGGUUCAACAUCUAAAAGCUCUUCUGAUUGGAGAAGCUCAAUUCUUUGUAGAGAUUCUGGAACUGAUGAGCCUUUUUCUUCAUCAAGAGGAAGUUGUCCUAAGUGGGAAUCUUACACUGUUUUUCAAAAAUAUGAUGAAGAAAUGUCAUUCCUAGAAAGGAUUAGUGCACAAAAACUUCAUGAAACAGAGUCUUUGAGGUCUAUUAAAGUAUCUCCAAGGUCAAUUUCAGAGAGAAUUGUGUACAAAUUUUCAAGUAUGAAUAAAAAGCCAGAAGAUAUAAGUAACAAUCCAUAUCAUGAAUUGGAGGGUGCAUAUGUUGCACAAAUAUGCUUAACAUGGGAAGCACUUAAUUGGAACUACAAGAAUUUUCAAACAAAAAGAGCUUCAAAUGUUGAUGUUGGUUGUCCAGCAACAAUUGCACAACAAUUUCAGCAAUUUCAAGUUUUGUUGCAAAGAUAUGUAGAGAAUGAACCUUAUGAGUAUGGUAGAAGACCUGAGAUAUAUGCUAGAGUGAGACAUUUGGCACCAAAAUUGCUCCUAGUCCCUGAAUAUAGAGAUUCAGAUGAUGAUCAAAAGGAGGAGAAUAUUGGGUUUAACACUAAAAUAUCAUCAGCUUCAUUUCUUGUGAUAAUGGAAGAUGGAAUCAGAACAUUCAUGAAUUUCUUGAAGGCUGAUAAAGAGAAACCAUGUCAGAUCAUUGCAUCUUACUUUAGGAGAAAUCAAAGAGGCUUGGUUGAUCCAACAAUAAUCCGUCUUAUGAAAAAAGUUAAUCAAAAGAAGAAGAUGAAAGUUAAGGAUAUUCGUCGUUCCCACAAAUGCUUGAGGAAAAGAAAGUUAAAGGAGGAAGAAGAGAUGGAGAUUUUGAUGGCAUUGAUAGACUUAAAAAUUGUAUCAAGGGUUUUGAGAAUGAGUGACAUGAAUGAAAAUCAAUUACAUUGGUGUGAAGAGAAAAAUAGCAAAGUUAGAGUCAUUGAUGGGAAACUACAAAGAGAUUCCACUCCACUUUUUUUUCCAUCACAUUGACCCACAAAAAAGAUUAUUAUUUAUAUAAAUAUUACUUGAUGAGUGGAUCAUGAAUAUGCAUGAAUGCAUAAAGAGGAAUAUCCAUAACAUACUUUUUUUCUUCUUUUUUUUUUUUUUUUGUAAAUAUAGAAUUAAAGAAAUGUGAAUUCUUCCUUUACAAAUUUAUUUAAAUAUGUAUCGAUAUACUUGUUGAGGUGGAUAAUUGUGGUAGAUUUAUAAUAAGUGUUCGUUAAAAUUUUUAUAUUAAACAUUAUUUAUAAACCUAUUAGAAUUGUCCACUUCAGUAAUGUAUCAGUGUAUGUCUAAAUAAGAUGUGUAUCGGAGUGUUCACUUUAAAAAAAAUUGAGAUGGACCCUACAAAUCAAAGUGAAACAUAUGUGAAGUGGAAUAUGGAAUUUAUUGGGGCAUGAAAUUUAUGGAAAGAUGGGUAAAGGUGAAGAGGUGAUGUGUUAUUGAUGAAUAUUGAAAGGGAAAGACCAAAGACAAAGCAACGUACAAGGUAGAGACAAUAUUAGCUUUAGUUUUACUUUAGCUUUUUUAUUAGGGUUUAUCUAUAAGGUUUUUUGAGGUGAAUCAAAAGAAGAAUGAGCAAGAGUGAAGCACAUGGGGUUCAAUAAAAAUAGUCUUGCUCUCUUUUGCAUAAAGUAGAGCACACAAUAAAGGAAUGGUAGGUUUAGUGGGUUUUUUAUUUCUUAAUUAAUAAGGAAAGGACCAGUUGGUUCUUGUUGAAAGAGAAAAAUAAAUGUAUCAAUCUUUAAAAGGACCACUUAUUAGCUAGGACUUGUUGUAAAGCUACCAUUUACUACAAUUAUAUGUAAUACUUAUUAGUCACUUUCAAAA
Messenger RNA from Trifolium pratense (red clover), 2892 nucleotides. RefSeq lists its product as uncharacterized. The transcript is spliced from 6 exons. Lineage: Eukaryota; Viridiplantae; Streptophyta; Magnoliopsida; Fabales; Fabaceae. The record is from RefSeq and is a predicted model, not a curated record. Bases 148 to 2052 code for a protein of 634 amino acids.